Chinchilla lanigera (long-tailed chinchilla) is the source of this 1956-nucleotide messenger RNA. RefSeq lists its product as uncharacterized. The transcript is spliced from 2 exons. Bases 7 to 1008 code for a protein of 333 amino acids. Lineage: Eukaryota; Metazoa; Chordata; Mammalia; Rodentia; Chinchillidae. The record is from RefSeq and is a predicted model, not a curated record.
GGAAGCAUGGCUUCCGCAUGGCUGGGCUGGAGCGAGGUGUGGAGGGGGCGGGGUGGGGCACAGCCCUCCCUGCCUGAGGUCCGCCAGGAGGCUACUGAUGCGGCUUUUCUGCUCAGGUGGAAAACUUUUGGGGAAGUGAUUGAUUCAUCUGUAAGUGGGCAGCGGCUCCUGUGGACUCGGGCUGGGUUUGGGCUGGCUUUCCUGCCCUUUGGGCCCCCCCAGUUUCUGAGUGACCCCCAGAUGCCAUCUAGAUGGAUGCCUGGGCGCUGGGGGCUGGGCCUUGAACCUGCAGGGAGGGCUGGGAGAUGGGGGCCACCUCUCCUGACUUCAGAGACCCAUUCCGAGGAGCUCUCUGGGGGCAAAGGCAGCAGCUCGGGGAUGCCAGGGACACUCCAGGAAGAUAGGAACUGGGCAGUCUCUCGUGCCCUUUUCUAUCCUUGGCUCCAUGGAAAUGAGCAACGACCGCAGCCACAUGGAAAGCGGCACCAGAUCCUCUCUUCUCCCCGGAAGCCCUUUCCUGCCAGGGGUACCUUGCAGCACCCCAACCCCCUCCCCAUGUGUACUCUAGCCCAGCCCUACCUGGCUGCAGUUGCCGCAGCCCGGGGACCCAAGAGAUGUGCUCAGGUGCCCGGGCACACUGUGGGCUCUGCGGAGACACGACCCUUCCUGGCUACGGGAGAGUCCAGACACCCUCUGGGCUGUUGUCUCACGGGGAUGGGGCAGUCAGGUCACGCUGAACAUCAUCUUGCUGACAGGGGAGAACUGGGCAUCCUUUCAGGUCCCAGGGCUACCCUCCAGCCCCACACCAGAGCUAGGGGCCCAGCUGGACCCUCCCACUCAGCGAAUCCUGUUUGUGCUGGCCCGGCCCGCUGCAGCCCGUCCGCGGCACUCUCCCCACACAGGCACCGAAGGGACACUCUCCUCCCAAGUUCCAGCGGCUCACCUGCUGGCCUCACCUCCAGAUCCCUCGGGUUUUCUCCUCCUCUGCCUCCUUUUCCUCCAGACUGAGGGCGGCCUCUCCAACCGUAAGGUCCCAUUGGCCUCUUCCUUCAUAUUUUUCAGAUUCCCAGUUCUUCACUGGGUGUGGAAGUUAACAGGGAAGGAAGAAUCCUCUAUCUCACUCCCAGAGAAAUUUCAAAAUGCAAUAGGAAAAUAUUGAUAUGAUUAUGGGUUCCCAAGCGCUUAGCUGGUGCUUGCUAAGUUUACUUAAACCAUCUUUAAUGGGUACAUUAGAAGCUGGUGUACACAGGGGGACUUCAGAACCAGGAAGGCGGGCCCUGCUGAGGCUGUGGCUGGUACUGUAGCCUGUGAAAGUGGUGCUUAUGGGGGCUGGUGGAGGCUGGGCGGGCACAAAGGCCAGGCGAGGGGCUAGCCCCUCAGGGCUGCCAUGGCUGUGCCGAGCCCUGGGUGCUGAUGUGGGCUGUCUGCUCACCACCAUUUCAGGGAGGCCUGCUGCACUGCAAGGCACAGGGGCCGCCCCAAGAGCCAGGAGGGGAUGGAGGGUGCAGGAGAGGGGGAAGGGGGAGCCAAAGGAGGCGGAGGCUGGAGAGAAGCGCUCUCACUGGCCGGGCUCUCAGUGGCUGCUGCUCAGAAGCCCACUUCCGGGGAUGUGGAGUCCACGGCUCACUUUCUCACUGACAUCUUCAAGGAAGACACCGAGCCCACCUCCUAGGGAUUUUCAUCUGGGAAGGCAGAAUUCACCAGGGACCUGCUCAGGAAGCUGUCAGCGCCCAGCUGUAGCUGCGCAUUGAUUGCACCGCCCUGCCCGGCCAGACGACACGCAGCCGCGCUGAGGACACUUGCAGGAGGCCACAGGGAGGGCCCAGCGGGUCAGCUGCAAGUAAGCACAGCCCUGCGCACUGUCGGGGUGCCGGGUGGCCGAGGAACCGGACACUUUCCCAUGUGAGGGCGGCAGCGUGCUGAGGUGUCCUUGCAAAUAAAUACUCACUUUCCACA